AUGGCUCUCCCUAAUCCGAAGGAGAACCAAAUGUUGAUGGAGUAUUCCGCUCCUACGAUGACAACCUCUCCUUCAUGCAUCGUUCGUCCGCAAAUUGCUGCUAACAACUUUGAGUUGAAGCCAUCAUUUAUUCAAAUGAUGCUGUCAUUUUAUGGCUUGUUAACCGAAGAUCCCAAUUUGCAUAUCAAUGAGUUUCUUGAGAUAUGUGACACUCUCAAGAUCCAUAAUAUGACGGAUGAAGCCAUUAGAUUAUGUUUGUUCCAGUUCUCACUGAAAGACAAGGUGGAGACUUGGCUCCAAUUCCUUCCACCCAACUCGAUCACAACUUGGAAUGACUUGGCAAGCAAAUUUUUGCAAAAAUUGUUCCCUCCUUCCAAGACUGCUAAGUUGAGGAAUGACAUAAUGACUUUUGCUCAAUUCCAUAGGAUGACAAAUGCUGCUAGUGGGGGUGCUCUAAUGACAAAGACCGUUGAUGAAGCUUCUGCAAUAUUCAAUACAUUGUCCGCUAAUUCUCAAAGUUGGGGUAUAGAUAGAAAAUUACCGAAGAAGGCUGGAUAUACAUUCAAGUAUAGAUUGUCCUAUAAGCAGUUCUUUCCGGAGUUUAUUCAAGAGCAAGCCAAUCAAGUAAACAACUUCAACCACCAACAGUUUGAUCCAUUUUCAGACAAAUAUAAUCCUAGUUGGCGUCAUCAUCCAAAUUUUGCUUGGAAGAACAAUCAACAGAAUCACGUGAACCCAUUUAUACCAUUCCAAAACCAUGAAGCCAAAAAGAAUUCCAUGGAAGAUAUGAUGGCUCAGUUGGCUCAAACUACCAACACUCUUGCUCAGAACACCAACAAUUUCAUGCAAGCAACUCAGACUUCUCUACAAAAUCAGCAAGCAUCCAUGCGCAAGCUAGAGGAGCAAGUUGGUCAAAGUGCCAAUGCGAUGGUUGAGAGAGAGAAGGGCAAAUUUCCAAGUCAAACUGAGAUCAAUCCCAAAAACCAAGAGCAAGUCAAGGCCAUCACACUCCGUAGUGGGAAAAUUUUAGAGAAAAAGAGUGAAGGAAAAGUGGACCCGGUUGAAAAGUUGGUAACUAGCAUCACUAAACCACAAGAGGAAGAGCAAGUACACAAGAAAAAAGUUUCUCCACCUAUUUCGUAUCCUCAACGGUUACAAAAGGCUAAGAAAGAUCAACACUUUUCUGACAUUUUUGAAUUGUUUAAAAGAGUGAAUAUUAACAUUCCUUUGCUUGAUGCAGUGAAACAAAUCCUGAGGUAUGCAAAAAUUUUUAAGGACGUGUGCACCAAGAAGAAGAGAUUCGCUAAGCAUGAGACGGUGAUGUUAUCUGAAGAAUGUUGUGUGGUGCUACAAAAGAAAUUGCCACCUGAGUUGAAAGAUCCAGGGAGUUUCACUAUUCCUUGCACAAUUGGAAAUACUUAUUUUGAUAAAUCUUUAUGUGAUCUGGAUUUUGUGGUUCUUGAUAUGGAAGAAGAUCGUGAAAUCCCGAUUAUCCUAGGCAGGCCAUUCUUGGCCACUGCAGAUACUGUAAUUGAAGUUCGAAAGGACCUAGUCACAUUGCGAGUACAAGGAGAGCAUGUGGUGUUUAAAGUUUUUGAAGCUAUUAAGUGUUCGAAUGAGGCAGAGUGUUUUGAAGUCAAUUUUCUAAACAAGGAGGUGAAUGUGGAUGUCAAAUCCAAUGCCAUCAAUUAUGCACCUCUUCUCAUUGAUCUUGCUUAA
Molecule: messenger RNA, 1719 nt
Organism: Pyrus x bretschneideri (Chinese white pear)
Lineage: Eukaryota; Viridiplantae; Streptophyta; Magnoliopsida; Rosales; Rosaceae
Exons: 4
Coding region: 1-1719 (572 amino acids)
Source: RefSeq, a predicted model, not a curated record